AUGCACGCCUCAACACUCCUCCUCUCGGCGCUCGCCGCCUUCGCCGUCGCCGCCCCGACCUACCCCCAGCUCAACGUCGACGCCGUCACCCCGGCCGGCCUCGACGCCCUCUCAGACUACUUCAACAAGCUGGCCCAAAAGGUCCAGCAGAGCAAGAGCCUCGCCGAGGCCCCGGCCUGCGACCUGACCAAGGCCGUCCUCCCCCGCCAACCGCCGUCCCCGUCCUCCCUCCCGGACCCGACCAAGGGCCUCGUCCUCAAGCACGUCGCCAUCGGCCGCGGCACGCAGAACUACACCUGCGCCAACGACACCGCCGCGCCGGUCCUCGCCGGCGCCGUGGCCGCCCUCUACAACGCCUCGUGCCUCGCCGCCGCCCAGCCCGAGCUCAUGGGUCCCCUGGCCCAGGCGUCCCUCGCCGCCGGCCUCGCCCUGCGGCCCGGCGAGACCCCGCUGACGGUCACGGCGCGCCUCGCGCCCUCGCAGCUCGUCGUGUCGGGCCGCCACUUCUUCCGCGACCCCACGACGCCCUUCUUCGACCUCGACGCCCAGCCGGCGGACCAGAUCGGCACGGCGCCCACGGCCAAGAACAACACCGAGCCGGCGCCCGCGGGGGCCCCGCGCGGCCAGAAGGGCGAGGCCGCCGUGCCCUGGCUCAAGCUGCUCGCCAAGGAGGGCGCCACGGGCGACCUGCGCGAGGUCUACCGCGUCGAGACGGUGGGCGGCAGCGCGCCCCCUUCCUGCAAGGACAUGCCCGCCAGCUUCGAGGUGCAGUAUGCCGCGCAGUACUGGUUCUACGAGGGCAAGCCCCAAGAGCAGCAGCAGUCAUGA
Molecule: messenger RNA, 828 nt
Organism: Thyridium curvatum
Lineage: Eukaryota; Fungi; Ascomycota; Sordariomycetes; Thyridiales; Thyridiaceae
Exons: 3
Coding region: 1-828 (275 amino acids)
Source: RefSeq, a predicted model, not a curated record